AGAAGAACUCUUGAACUCAUUCAUAUACAAAGAACAAAAAGAUUAUUUAUUUAUGCCUUCUGCUACCAAAUUGAUUGAUUUGGGAGUACAAAUUCCAUACCAUUUCAGAUGUCCAAUCUCUCUUGACCUAAUGCAAGAUCCGGUUACUGUCUGUACCGGUCAGACAUACGACCGUUACGGCAUAGAUUCAUGGUUCGCCACCGGUAACACGACAUGUCCGGUUACCGGUUCACCUAUAUCCGACUUAACCCUCAUCCCUAAUCACACCCUUCGCCGGCUCAUCCAGGAAUGGUGCGUAGCCAACCGUUCAUUUGGGGUUCGCCGGAUUCCGACUCCAAAACAGCCGGUUGAACCGCACACGGUUCGAUCCUUACUUACCCAAGUUUCAAACGGAUUGAAUUCUUUCGCUUCUCGACUAUCGGCGAUUCGCCGACUCAAAGGACUCGCUCGGGAAUCGGACAAGAAUCGGACGGUUAUCUCUGCUCUCAGCGCGCGGGAGAUUCUUUUAUCUAUUGUUUUCGAUAAUAUUGGGGGUUUCGAUGAAUCGUCCGAGUUGAUUCAUGAUUCGAUGGCGAUUCUAGCUACGUAUCUUCCGCUAAGCGAGUUAGAUUGCGGUUAUGUCGCCGCCGAUCCGGAUCGAAUCGCCUUCCUCAUCUCGCUUCUGUUCCAUUCGAAUUUCGAGGUCAGAGUUAACUCAGCCGCUAUGAUCGAGGCAGUCGUCGCCGGGACUGGAUCGUCGGAGGUCCGUGCGGAAAUAUGUAAAGCCGACGAGAUUUACAGAGGAGUAAUCGGAAUUCUCAAUUCACCCGAGGCGCAUCCGCGUGCAGUUAAAAUCGGAAUCAAAACUGUUUUCGCUUUGUGCCUUGUUAAGCAGCACCGACUCAAGGCGGUGGCGGCCGGAGCUGCGGAAGCUAUUAUCGGCCGAUUGCCUGAUCUUGAGAAAUGCGACGCCGAGAGAGCGCUUGCAACGGUCGAGCUUCUCUGUCGGCUACCGACAGGAUGCUCUGCUUUUGCGAAUCAGGAUUUGACGGUGCCGAUAUUGGUGAAGAUUAUAUUGAAGAUAUCGGACAGGGCAACGGAGUACGCCGCCGGAGCAUUGCUGUCGCUCUGCUCGGCGUCGGAGACUUGCAGGAGAGAGGCGGUGGUUGCCGGUGUAUGGACGCAACUGCUGCUUUUGGUGCAGAGCGAUCGUACUGAAAGGGCGAAGAGGAAGGCGCAGAUGCUGUUAAAGUUGGUCCGGGAUGUUUUACCGGCGAUCAAUUCCGACAAGUUGGGUUAUAGUGACAUUGUUCUUUAUUAAAAAAAAUAUAUAUAUAGAAAAAAACAUUUAUUAUAGUCACAAGUUUGGCUUACAAUUUACAAAAGAUCAACGAAAGAAAAAAACAAAUGUUCAGAAAAUUUUUGUAGCAUUUUAUUUUGGUGAUUAAUGGAAAAUAGUAAAUAGAGGAUUUCAUU
Messenger RNA from Impatiens glandulifera, 1455 nucleotides. Its product is annotated as U-box domain-containing protein 26-like. Gene Ontology annotation, molecular function: ubiquitin protein ligase activity. Lineage: Eukaryota; Viridiplantae; Streptophyta; Magnoliopsida; Ericales; Balsaminaceae. The transcript has a single exon. The record is from RefSeq and is a predicted model, not a curated record. The coding region runs from base 53 to 1300 and encodes 415 amino acids. Gene Ontology annotation, biological process: protein ubiquitination.